This is a messenger RNA of Prionailurus viverrinus (fishing cat), 1867 nucleotides long. Its product is annotated as thiamine transporter 2-like. Lineage: Eukaryota; Metazoa; Chordata; Mammalia; Carnivora; Felidae. Gene Ontology annotation, molecular function: thiamine transmembrane transporter activity. The transcript is spliced from 4 exons. Gene Ontology annotation, biological process: vitamin transport; transmembrane transport. The record is from RefSeq and is a predicted model, not a curated record. Bases 57 to 1487 code for a protein of 476 amino acids. Gene Ontology annotation, cellular component: plasma membrane.
CUUUCCAUCGUAUUGUCAGAAAGUCCUGUGAAGGGUCAAACUGACGGGGCCCAGCAAUGCGUCCUGGGAUGGAUACGCGUCAUGUGGAUAAGAUAUAUGUCAGGUGUGUGUUCCGCUUCCUCGUGCUUGUGUCCUCACACCCUCCCCGUUUAACCUCACAGAUCACAAAAGAGGUCUUUCCCAUCUGGACAUACUCUUACCUGGCACUGCUGCUCCCAGUGUUCAUCGUCACCGACUACGUCCGCUACAAGCCAGUCAUUAUCCUGCAGGGGAUCAGCUUCGUCGUCACCUGGCUGCUGCUUGUGUUUGGUCAAGGACUGAGAGCCAUGCAGGUGCUAGAGUUCUUCUAUGGGAUGGUCUCCGCCUCCGAGGUGGCCUACUAUGCCUACAUUUACAGCGUGGUCAGCCCGGAGCACUACCAGAAAGUGAGCGGCUACUGCAGGAGCGUCACCCUGGUGGCCUACACGGUGGCCUCGGUGCUGGCCCAGCUCCUGGUAUCUGUGGCCAGCCUAUCGUACUUUCACCUCAACGUCAUAUCCUUGGCCUCUGUCUGUGUGGCCCUUCUUUUCUCCCUGUUCCUACCAAUGCCUGAGAAGAGCAUGUUUUUUCAUGUACAACCCGGCAAAGGAGCUCCUCCCAAGCCACCGGGAAAGGAUGCUUUCUCAAAGGAACCACAAAAGGAUCGCAAACCAGCCUGCAAAGGAUUAGUCACCUUUUCAGGGAACCUGGGUGACGACGAUCCGCUGAACGAUCCAAAGCCGGGAAAUGUAACGCUGAGAGUUUUUGUGCAGUGGUUCCAAGAUUUGAAGGGUUGCUACUCCUCAAAGCAUCUUUUUUACUGGUCCCUGUGGUGGGCUUUUUCCACAGCAGGUUUUAACCAGGUUUUGAACUAUGUUCAAAUCCUGUGGGAUUACAAGGCACCAUCCCAGAGCUCUGCAAUCUAUAAUGGAGCAGUAGAAGCCCUUGCAACGUUUGGAGGGGCUCUGGCAGCCUUCACAGCGGGCUGCGUGAAAGUCAAUUGGAACCUCCUGGGAGAGCUGGCUCUGGCGAUCUUCUCAGCGGCAGAGGCAGGUUCUCUGCUUCUCAUGCAUUACACAACUAAUAUUUGGGUGUGCUAUGCCGGUUUUUUGAUAUUCAAGUCAAGUUACAUGCUUCUCAUAACGAUAGCAGCAUUUCAGAUUGCUGUUAACCUCAGCGUGGAACGCUAUGCCCUGAUAUUUGGAAUCAACACCUUCGUUGCCUUGGUGAUCCAGACUGUCAUGACUAUAGCUGUGGUUGACAACCAGGGACUGGGGCUUCCGGUCAGCAUACAGUUUUUAAUUUAUGGAAGUUAUUUCUCUGUUAUUGCUGGAAUUUUCCUAAUGAGAAGCGUUUACAUAAUCUAUUCAGCCAAAUGCAGACAGGGAAGAUGUAAUUCUACUACUGACCAGAAUCCACAUGAUCCAGAGGACUCCAUUUCUGAUACGAACACAGUGACGCGGUUUUAGCCUGGUCUCUCCUAUCACGGACUCAGAAGACGGACUGUUCUGAAAAUAUAUGGCGCUAACUACGUGGCAUUUUAAUUUUUUGUCCUAGAUUAAGACACCGUAAAAGACAGAAUUAUCAUCAACACUACAUCAAAACCUCAGCUAUGGGCCGGUGAGCAGGGUACAACCAGAAACUGGAGUUGACCAAGUUGAAACCAGCCAUCUUUAUGGCCUCGGUGAGCAACUGACACCCUAAGUACUGUUUGAAUACUUUGAAGUCCAUCCCAAAACAACAUGGAAAUCGGACAAGUGGGACCAUCCAAAAACAGAAACAUGAAAUAUCCCAGAGUUAAUGAUAUAUAUUAGCUUUCUGUGCCCAACCUCAUAAAAGUGUGAUUUGU